Cylicostephanus goldi is the source of this 528-nucleotide messenger RNA. The record is from the annotation of a GenBank genome assembly. NCBI's taxonomy places the organism in Eukaryota, Metazoa, Nematoda, Chromadorea, Rhabditida, Strongylidae.
AUGACUCGCUUGAUUUAUGGGACAAUCUUGAAUAGUUCCUUUUUGCAGAUCAAAAGAGCUGCUCUCAAUGAACUGAUUGAUCACAUUACAACUACAAAAGGAGCCAUCGUCGAGUCAAUCUAUCCAGAGGUGAUAAAAAUGGUCUCAAAGAACAUCUUCCGCGUGCUGCCUCCAUCGGACAAUUCUGAGUUUGAUCCUGAAGAGGACGAGCCCACUCUCGAAGUUUCUUGGCCGCAUUUGCAGGUUGGAAACUCAGCAGUCAUUUUCAUCUUCACUUUUUGUAUUAUCUUGCUUUGUAACCUCAUGCAUUUUUCAACAGCUUUUUUGUAUACGAGACUGAUUCUUUCAAUGGAGUGGGAGAAUUACUUGAAAUCCUUGGAAGGUGGGGUUGAUCAAAGACAUCUGCUUUAUUUUAUUCGCAGAAAAUUAUAUCAUCUCAAUUAUAGUAUCAUCAAUGGCUUCGCUCUACCUUUGAAGCAAGAGCACAAAGUCUUCCUUGUAAAAGUUCUUCUUCCAUUGCACAAACCU